AUGUCUUCUUACAUGGUGAUUUGGCUGAGGAGGCAUAUAUGUAGCCUCCGCCAAGGUAUCCUCAUCCUCUUGGUAAGCUCUACUGUUGCACAACUUGGGUUUGCUUCUAACCCCUAUGAUUCAGCUCUUUUUACUCGUCACACUGAUACUAACAUUACUAUUCUACUACUUUAUGUUGAUGAUAUGAUCAUUACUGGUGAUGAGACUUCUAGUAUUCAUGAGCUUAGACAGUUUAUUUGUCGGCAGUUUGAGAUGAAAGACUUCGAUUCUCUUAGCUACUUCCUCGACUUAGAGGUGUCUCCUACCUCUGAUGGCUACUCUUUAACCCAAGCCAAGUACGCUUCUGAUCUUCUCACACGUGCUGGUCUCACAGAUUGUAAGAUAACUGAUAAUCCGCUGGAGCCUAACAUCAAACUCGGUCCUACUGAUGGGGAGCUCCUUCCUGAUGCCACUUGUUACCGACAGUUUGUUGAGAGCUCGAUUUAUCUCAGUGUCACUAGGCCAAACAUUACCUAUGCAGUGCACCUUGUUAGUCAGUUUAUGUCGGCUCCUCGUUCCAUUUACUAUGCAGCUGUUUUUCGCAUCUUACGCUAUGUGAAAGGAACAUUAUUUCAUAUUUUCAAGAAUGUUUGA
Molecule: messenger RNA, 633 nt
Organism: Malania oleifera
Lineage: Eukaryota; Viridiplantae; Streptophyta; Magnoliopsida; Santalales; Ximeniaceae
Exons: 2
Coding region: 1-633 (210 amino acids)
Source: RefSeq, a predicted model, not a curated record